Cladophialophora immunda is the source of this 5099-nucleotide messenger RNA. RefSeq lists its product as uncharacterized. The transcript has 2 exons. Gene Ontology annotation, biological process: ribosome biogenesis. The record is from RefSeq and is a predicted model, not a curated record. Lineage: Eukaryota; Fungi; Ascomycota; Eurotiomycetes; Chaetothyriales; Herpotrichiellaceae. The coding region runs from base 91 to 4599 and encodes 1502 amino acids. Gene Ontology annotation, cellular component: nucleolus.
AAAAAACCCGGCGGACAAAUCAUGCAAUGGUAUCUGGCGAAAAAAUCACUGUGCUACUAUGUGUGCUAAACAGAAUCCCUUACAUUCAAGAUGGCGAGGGAAUCGUUCGAGGCCAGAAUGGCCGGUUUGGAAAAAGCCAAAGGACCGCCCGAAAAGAUUUUAGACGAGGCUGCGAGCAUCCUGGAACUCAACCUCGAGACGACUAUUGCACGCUGUGCCACGGACCCGCUAUACAAAACAUCUCCCCACUCGCAUGGGUUCAAAGAGCAAUGGGUCUUGCGUUGGCUCUUAAAGAAGUUGGGUGUCGAGGACAAAUUGAAAGAGGGAGAAAAGAAAGCUGUCGCCUCUCAAAGAAGCUUCGUCAUGUCCUCCAAGUUCUGGUCUCUCCUUCUCAACCUAACUUGUUCAAUACCCGCCGAUGUGUGCUCGGAGAUUCUCCUCGAGCGAGACUUCCAACCCUUGCUGGUUGCCUUUACUCGAGAGCUCCUCCAAGCGGGACUCCUCGGGCUCAGUGCGAUUGCAACGAAGGAUGACGAUACCCAAGACCGCAGCCGUCCGACGAAAAGGAGACGAUUGUCUCCCUUGUUGGCCAGCCAAACUGCAGUACUCUCCCAAGAGGACCUGCUAUGGUUAGCUUUGCAAACAGGAACCCGUUGCGCUAGCUUGUCCACCACGUCGACCUCUUCACGGAGCGCAGGAAGCCAUACUCCUCUAAUAAAGGCCGCCACAUGGAAUGAUCAUGCUGCCAUACUGGGCAGCUUGCUUGAGGUCGUGGCGUUCAUCAUGAACCACAGUACUGUCAUACCAGAUUCGGAUCUCAUGUCCGCGAUACUGGAGACUCUACUGUCCUCUUGGGACGUGAUCACCCCCACGAGCCGGAAAAAGGGCGAUGGACAGGACCCGGCUUUCUCCUCGCACUGCCUGAUCCCCUGUUUGCGUCUGCUCGACAUCCUAGCCAGACCAAAUUUCGGCCGUGAAUCCUUUGUACGAUCAAGAGUUGCUCUCGAGCGCCUGUUAGCGCUGCAUGUUAUCUUCCCCCAACGAAUCAUAUUCAACGAACAAUUCACCAAGAAGUGGAGGGCCACGACAGACGUAUUGCUUUUCGAACAUAUGGAAACCUUGCUGAAGGCGUACAGCAACCUCCUUGUUCCCACUGAGAGCGAACAUUCUCAACAGCCCGAGCCCACUGCGGCGCCGGGUAUUGAGGGACUUUCGUGGAUUGUCCUUGAUGUAGCUGCACGCUCAAUGCCCAUCGCAGACUUCCGCAGACGACAGCUGGAACAACCAUACAUCGACUCCCUAUUCAUUUGGCUUGUUCACAUCAGCUGGCCUGGAAUUCCCCACAUUACGUCGACUGGCGUUUUGCAACCACCGCUUUCCGCCGGCUCAAUGCGCGGGCUUCAAGAUAAGUGGGCACCAUCGUUGGAGCGUCUAAUCGAAGUUGCCCAUACGAGGAAAUUGCAACUCGGCCUGCAAAUCAUCACCUACGUCCUACAGACCGUGUUAGCGAAACACACUGAAUCGGCUCCCUGGAGCCUCUUGGUCAAGAUUAUUCAAUUGGAUGUGAACAUCUUAGUACCACAUUCCGGCUUGUCCACAUCCACAGAGUUCUUGGGGCAAGUCUUGGAUCGAAUCGAGGCAAGCAAUGUCUCUCAGACUGCAUAUGUUCUAGUGCGGGAUCAAAUUGUUCGCCCCUUGCUCCGUAGCUUUGGCCGCUCCAGAGACUUGGACGGUUUUGUCGCUAGCUGGCAGCGAAUGCUCGCGGAGGCAAUCAGGGUCCGUUACACCUCGAGUCAUGAUCAGGAAGACAUCCCCGCCGUGUUGGUUUGGGAAGAUGAAGAUGUCUUUGACGAAUUCAAGCCGCUCAUCACUGUCUAUGCACCGCCAAACAUGGGUCAACGGAUGCUCGAAAGCCUGAUUGAGCCCAUCAUCACAAUCGGCGACAAAGUCGGCUCCACGGCCGAAAUCUUUGCAAGACUAGCCAUCUUCUGCGCAAUUUUGGAGAGCCCGGCCUCUGAGAGUGGAAGCGUGAGGUUCGAUCACCAAAAGCUCGUUGUUCUAUUGCUCGGGGCAAUGAAUGCUUUGUCUCGAAAUUCCGACUAUCAAGGUCAACGAUGGAGGUUGAGGAGGUUGAUUGGGCUCCUCCUCCAGCUAAUAGAUGGCAAGGCUCUACCAGCUGAGUUUGAUUCUUUGCUGAACUCUCCUCAUCACUUUGUUUCCCUCAAAGAUUUUCGGAAGCUUGAUGAGGUUGAUAUUGCCAAGAAAGCUUCUAAGUAUCUUGAAUAUUUCGAAUGCUUUUCUCUCCUUGUCCAACUGGCUGCACAAUCGAGGGAAUAUCAGCCAAGACUGGAAGCAGAGGCGAGUCACUUGGCAGAUCUGCUGCAGAGCCUCAAUCAGAACCAAGUGAUUCUGUGGGAUGGGCGUAGCUCCGAGUGCAACGGCGUGCAUGAACUGGUGGCUGCAUGUGUCGGCAAAUUAUUGCAAAGAUCCCAGAUGUUCUGGGUGUACCCCGAAAGCUUCAAGGUCUUCAUUCAGGCCUGCCUGGAGAUCGUCUUUCAGCCUUUGCCACGGGAUUAUGAAGUCGAUUCUCCACCGGACUUGCAUGAUCUCUUGCUUGCCGUGUUGGAAGUUGAGGACAUUGCUCGGACUUCCGUUCUACGACAGCUGAUUUUCGAACACAUCGAGAAGAAUCUGUGGUCGACUGACAAAAGCAGAAAGAUUUGCAUGAGACUUCUGCAUUGUCUGUCGAUUCAAACCAUGAGCAAGCCAGUAAUAAGACGCUUUGUGGCUUCGACGCUCGCUCGCUUUUUCAAAGAGCGCACGGAUGAAAAAAUUGAAGCUAUUUCAGACGACUUGCAUCUCUUGGCUUGGUUGGAUUCGACAUUUCCCGGGGCAUUCGUUGACUACAGAGACUGGCACAAGUGGGUUGACUUCGCUGCAGCUGUCCUCCAGUGGAACUAUGGAGAAGCAUCGCAAGCGAACACUACUAACAACCAGACAUACGUGUCCUCCUAUCUGAUGGCUUUACGUAUUUUGGACCGGGUCUUCCUGUCCCUCUGCGCACGAACUCUAACCGUUUCAAAGGCCAUAACGACGGAGAUUCUGGCCUACAUGGUAGCAACAGUCCAGAAGCUGGAGGCACGCGGUCAGGAGUUUACCCCAGUAUCCUGCUUGCGAAUCUUUCUUGAUUUCGCCUACAGAUUGGGCAGCGGUUUAGACAACGACGACCACCUCAAGAAUGUUGAGUUCAUGCAAACGAUUCUUAUCCGGCGUGUGAAAGAAGAAUCUAAAGCUCUUCCUGAUGCCUCACAUCCUGCGAAUCUUCUCAGGCUGCAGUUACUCCUUGACACGCUCCACUGCCUUGAUAAUGGCGGCCUAACGGACAAGUUGCGGCAUAUUGCGCUGGCUAUUCAGGAAAAACUCGCGCAUGCAGAAGCAUCCUCUACAGGGGGAUGCGUUGUGACGCAAAACCGGCGAAUGGAGCUCUCCCUUCGACGACAGUGCAGCAAAUCUACAUUCACGCCAGAGAAACAACCUGUCCAAGAGCUGGCCUUGUUAACAACGUCACUGGACACCUACACCAACGAGAGCGCCGCUGUUCUUGCUGCUGAGGCAGAGACAUUCGUUUCCCAACUCGAACCGGCCAGCUGGCCUGCAACGCUAGAGUCUCUUCGCAAGAAGAGCGAUCAAGUGGAAUAUCAGCCAGCAUGUGCCGUUUUCGUGGCUUGCAUCUUAGGACGUAUCAAGAUGGAACACAUGUUGCGAUAUCCGGCCUUGGUCCAAGCCCUAGCGGAGGUUGUGUGUAUGGCCACAACACCAGCGCGGCUGAGCACUAGCGGGCUAUGUCUUGCUUUGGAAAACUCCAAAGCCGUGCUCGAGGCUCAUCCACUAGUGGUAAAUCAAUCCGUCCUGGAUCGGUUGCUUUCAUCAUUAUACGUCGUCGCCUCUAGAUCCGACGGUACACGGUCACUGCAGACCAGAGAUUUACAGACUGAAUCCCGACCAGCCGAUGUCUAUCAACGGAUAUGUGGAGUCAUCGGAGCUAUACUCGGAAGACACCGGAAACGCCUCACUGAUCGGUAUCAUUUACUGCUUCCGAUUUUGCAAAGUCUAUUGCGAUGUCUGUUUUGGCCCGGUCACAAAGCGAUGGAAAGCCAACGCGGUACCACUGCGAAUGCAAUCAAGUCUUUCGGCAAGUCGCUGCCCACGUGGCUGCAUGAAUCUCCAGGACCCCUGUCGUUGUCCUCGGCAGAACAAUUGGCUCGUCUACUAUCGUCCAUCUCUAAUCCUACGGUGUCAGCUGCACGAUCGUCAAAUAAGGGUAGCCGCAACGAGCUGAACGACGCAGUAAAUCGAGCUCGGAAACUGGCAGGCCAGCACAUGCAGUAUCUUGUUAUGGAGUAUUGUCGAUGUGUUCUUGAUGGGCAAAUUACGCCAUCGAUGAAGGAUCACUUGAUGCACGGUAUGUACAGUGUCAUGGACGCCCUCGACAGAGACGUCAUGAGAGCAAUGAAUGCAGGUAUGGAUCCGAGCAGCAGGACUAUAUUUAGAGGGCUUUAUGAAAGCUGGGUACGAUUUGGCAAGUGGGACAAGAGUUAGAAUGGUGCGCUGUUCACGAUGAGCUCUCCGCAGAACACGCUUGAUGAAUAAAGCCACGUCAGAAGCACCAAUUCGACCACGCGAGCUGAAAACGCAUCCUCUCAAUGGGCACCCCUUCCCGCGCUGAUGCCGGACGAUGCGCGAUAGAAAAAUGCCAUUCGAUCCCGUGUUAGGUGUGGUUUGAUCUUGUCCUCUCACAUAGGUGUCGAUUCGAUGGGUCUGGCCGAACUAGACAGAUCUCUAUUUAUUUAUGUGGCGAGUGUACAUCAGACCUCUUCUUUCUUUCCACACGGAAGAGAUUACGUUGCGAUUCCUUGCACGUUCCCAACCCCCAGCCCGAUCGCUUGCCCACACACCUCUACCUAGUCAUUGAUGUUGGACAAACCGACGAUGCAACACCGGGCGCAAAAUGUGGGAUGAGGCUGUGUAAUUGGUUACACAGCGCGGGUUCUUCCCGCAUGACCAGUUACAGAAGCAGAUGAAGGUGGCCUCUCACUCGC